AUGAAUCCGUGGGAAACAUCAACAGCCAAAUGCACUGCUGAAGGCGUUGACACCAACCAAGCUGAGGAGCUGAAGAGGAUACUGGUGACAUAUGAAACGAGCUCUGGACAGUCGAUCAAUAUGGAGAAGUCCUCUAUUUUCUUCAGCAAAAAUAUGGAGCAGGACAAAAAGCUGGAAAUAUGCUGCAAGCUGGGGAAUAUCCAGAUGGUCAGCCAAGGCAAAUACCUGGGGCUGCCUAUGGUGAUAACGAGGACUAAGGACCAAAUCUUUGGAUUCAUCCGAGAUAACAUUCAAAAGAAGUUUGGAAGCUGGAAACAGAAAUUGCUGAAUCAAGCAGGGAAGGAGAUCUUGUUAAAAGCAGUGACUCUAGCAAUGCCAACCUAUGCUAUGUCAUGCUUUAAACUACCUCUGAAACUGUGUAAAGAGAUCAGUGCACUAAUGGCAAUUUUUUAA
This is a messenger RNA of Coffea eugenioides, 453 nucleotides long. RefSeq lists its product as uncharacterized. Bases 1 to 453 code for a protein of 150 amino acids. The transcript is spliced from 2 exons. The record is from RefSeq and is a predicted model, not a curated record. NCBI's taxonomy places the organism in Eukaryota, Viridiplantae, Streptophyta, Magnoliopsida, Gentianales, Rubiaceae.